Molecule: messenger RNA, 624 nt
Organism: Effrenium voratum
Lineage: Eukaryota; Dinophyceae; Suessiales; Symbiodiniaceae
Source: the annotation of a GenBank genome assembly
AUGCGUUUGCCAGACCCAGAGAUCGAGCCGCAGGCAGAGCUCGCAGCGGAAGUGACAGAGGCGCCGACGCUUAGUGCAGAGGUGCCUAAGCCUGCGGAGCCUGCGGAGCCGUUGGCGCCUGCGGAGCCUGCGCAGCCUUCCACCGAGCCGUUGGCGGUGCCGGCGGAAGCCGAAGCCGCCGCGCCGCCGGAAGCUGAGCCAACGCUCCCGGCCGCGGCGGAAGCGCCGGCGGAGCCGAUGGCGGAAGAGCCAACGGAGGCCCUGGCGGCGCCGGAGUCGGCGCCGGCAGAAGCGCCGGCGGAGGUGCUGCAGGCCACGGAGGCUCCGGAUACCGAGGCGGUGCCUGCGGAUCCGGCAGAGCCUGAGGCGGCGCCGGCGCCCGCCGCGGUACCUCCGCCUCCUACGGCGGCCGCGGCGCCUGCGCCUUCGGCGGAAGCGCCUCCUGCGGAGCCUGAGGCACCGGCGAAGGCUCCAGAGGCGCCGAAAGCCACAGAGUCGACGACGUCCAAGGCAAAGGCGGAUGCCAAAGCAAAGGCCAAGGCUAAGAGCGCCAAGAGCAAGGCCAAGGCGAAAGCUACCGCAGCCAAGGCCUCGACUCGAGGUGGUGGUCGAGGCCGCAGCUAG